AUGCAGUUUGCCAAAAGUCCGCGAAAGCGUUGUGCUGUUUGUGUAGUAAAUGGUCUUCAAAUGUUAUUUUUAGUGGUUCCCAGAACAGUUGUUCCUCCUGUUUCUGUUGAACCUGAACCGUUGAUGUUUUUUGAUGAACUUUUUCCCCCAACAAAAAAAGAGACAACUAAAGAGAAAAAAGCGGUGAUUACUAGUCAAUGGUCUGCGGGUUCAGUUGUGAUACCGUUGGUGGUGAAUAGUAAUGGUGAGAUUGAGCGACACCGCGACUUUAGGACGUCAGAGUUCUCAACUUUAAAAGAAGCUUACGAUGCCCUUGGCCCCUUUGAGUAUGUUGUGGAGUACCCUGCGUUAUUUGGUUGUUUACUGUUAGACAAGGUUUACAUUCUCGUUGCCACUAAAGUGGAGGAAGCCGCUUCUCUGCCAUUUGGUGGUUCUAUUCUUCGAGUUUUGGAAACAGAGUGGGUGCCUUUUAAUAUUCCAGGGGCCGCACCGUUGCGAGUGACACCAACCGAUAGGACGAGAUUGAAAGAGUUUCAGCGGUACAGUUAUGAACGAGGAUACUUUUACUCGGAUGAUGUGGAUUUGAUGAAACCAUUUCCAUUUGCGUCAUCCAGUGUGAAUGAAGUACCGGAGUUUUACUGUGAUUGGUCUAAACAAUUACGGCAACCAUUUCGUCUUCAUGAUGUUAGUCACGGUUGCUCUAUUCUCAUUCGUGGCUAUGCAGAAGGAAAGAAUGUUCACCUACAAGGUGGAUCUAUUCUUCAUUUAUUACUAAUUGGUCGACAAAAUAAUCUUAAUCCUGGUCCUAGAUACCUUGGUAGAGGACUGAAUGGAAAUAAUGCAGUGGGUAAUGAUCAUAUUUACGAGUACAUUAUGUGGAAACAGAAUGAUGAUAAAUCUUUUUCAUUCGCAAAACAUACAAUUCUACGAGGUACCAUUCCUGUACAUUGGCAAACUCGAAUAAAUGCAACCAUUUCAGAACCUUCAAUGAUAUUUAGUCCAAACAAGGAUGAUGUUCUUCGAGGAAGUGAUAGGUAUUUUGAAUCUGUAUUAAGACAAUUGGCAACUUUAAUAAAAUAUGAUUCUGGAGAUUCAUCUAUUAAAACAGGUCCAUUUUUACGAUGUAUUAAUUUACUUCGACAAAAUCCUCAAAGUAAUGAAGGUGUUCUGGCAAGAUAUUUUGUAGAAGCCGUUAGGAAAUCCGAUACCGCCAUUCGAUCUAUUUUUCCAAAUGGUCAUCUUGAUCUUGUUCAUGUGGAUUGGCUUAAUUUAGUAAAAGACUAUGGUAUUGAUGUGGCGACAAAAACUCUUUGGGAGUGUUCCUUAACUUUUUUGGCUCCUGAGAACUGUGAUGCACUCCUCACUAUUGGUUGUAUACAUCCUGAUGGAAGUGUAACCCGAUCGGCUUAUCAAAAUCGCUUUGUGCGUGUAAAUUGUGCAGAUUCUUUAGAUCGAACGAAUCUUGGGUGUUUUUUUACUUCGUUUCAAGUGUCUAUAGUUAUGCUACAAUCACUUGGAAUUAGUUUAGGAAGUUUUUUGGACCAAAAACAAUUGCCAUCUUUAGAUGGUCAAGAGGAUUUUUAUAAUGAUGGGUUCUCUUCAUUUUCAUUGCCUUUGGCAGGAACCAAAACUGUACUUCCCAAACCUUUUGUAAAUUCAUGGUUUGAGGCAAGAAACCCAUCUAUUUAUCCUGUUGCUGUUGGUAGAGUACUUUCUGAACUGUAUGUUUAUAAUGGGGAUGUAGUUGCACAGUUGUAUACAAACUCUGCGGCCAUGCAUGGAAACAUUUUGCGAGGUAUAUGUGGAUUAAAAGCAACUGCUUCUAAUAUGGUUAUAGCAACACAACGGAUGUUUGAAAAUGUUUUUGAGGAUGCAAAAAAGUUUAGAAUUGUUGAACUUUUGCUUGGUCGAAAUAAAGAUAUUCACUUUCCUUCCAUGAGUAAAGUAUUUCUUACACGUCCUGUACCGAUAGAAAAAUGGAAGUGCGCACUUAUUGCAUUGGGAGUUCCUCCGACUGUGACAUUACCGGAAUUGGAAGACUCUGUUCGACGAGCAUGGGAUGAAUUAGUUUUGCCUAAACUUCCCUCUGCGGGAUUUCCCUCCAUUCCAAGUAGUGCAUUAUGUUUUACGGUCUCAGCUGAAGAAGAUGAAGUUGAAUCCUAUAAUGAAUUUGUUACUGCAGUAAGUCAAAUAGCAUUUGAGAAGCCACCACCAACGGAAGAAGAUAUUAGUUUACCACAGCAACACGAACAAAUAGCCAUUAUUCAAUUUGAUUCCGAUUUGUGUGCUGCAAUGGAUGUUCCCAAACUUCUUUUGGCAAAUGCCAUGUUAAGGAUUAAGGACUCUAACGUUAUUCUUGCUCAAUAUGGAUACCCCAUCCAGGGAAUUGAGGGUGAUUCCUCAGGCAUCGUCCAAAAGGCAGCAAGCUCCUUGAAGACUGGACUAAAAAAAUUUGUAAGAGGAUUGAAUAAUUAA
Trypanosoma theileri is the source of this 2475-nucleotide messenger RNA. Its product is annotated as synaptojanin (N-terminal domain). The transcript has a single exon. The coding region runs from base 1 to 2475 and encodes 824 amino acids. NCBI's taxonomy places the organism in Eukaryota, Euglenozoa, Kinetoplastea, Trypanosomatida, Trypanosomatidae. Gene Ontology annotation, molecular function: phosphatase activity. The record is from RefSeq and is a predicted model, not a curated record.